AUGAAUUCAGAGACCCAGGUUCUCGUCAAGGAGGAGGUAGAGAAAAUGCAUAAGUCAGGCAUUAUCAGGGUCGCCAAGUACAAUCAGUGGCUAUCUAAUAUAGUGUCUGUCCGGAAAAAGAACGGCAAGAUGAGAGUCUGCGUAGAUUACAGAGACUUGAAUCUUGCUACAUCUAAAGAUGUUUACCCCAUGCCGGUCGCGGAUAUGUUGAUUCCGGUCGCUGAAGAAGACAGGCACAAGACAGCAUUCUGGUGCCCCGGAUUCGCGGGGGUGUUUGAGUAUAUGGUCAUGCCAUUUGGCCUAAAGAACGCUGGUACGACGUAUCAGAUAGCCAUGAACUUGAUCUUCCACGACAUACUGGGAAAAAUUUUAGAGGUGUACAUCGAUGACGCAGGAGAUUUCCUAGGGUUCAUAGUCCAUCAGCUAGGAAUUGAGGUCCCUGAAGACAAGGCGAGCGCAGUUAUCAACACAUCUCCCCCGCAAACGAAGAAAGAAUUACAGCGUUUGUUGGGUAAAAUCCAACCUUUCACGCCGUUGCUGAGGUUACAAGGGCAGAAUGAGUUUGUGUGGGAGCCUAAACAUCAAGAGGCUUUCGACAGUAUCAAGGCCUACCUGGCAAGCCCGCCAGUGCUGGUUCUGUCCAGAGCUGGGAUCCCACUAAAGUUAUACAUUUCAGCAGCUGAGGCUUGCAUUGGCAAGCUGCUCGCUCAAUAUGAUGAGGGAGGUAUUGAGCAUGCUAUAUUUUACCUUAGCCGGACGUUGACAGAUUAUGAGACAAGAAAACUAUCAAGGGGCAGGCCAUCGCGGAUUUUCUUGCGCAUCAUCCCGGCCACGUUAGAGAUACCCACGCUGAAGAAGUUAGAGAUCGCAUCCGCCACUAUGAUCCGACUAGAUUUGGAGUGCAUCCUAGAGUACGCAGUUUGGUACCAAGCCACAGUCUCCUUGCAGCCCUGGGUAUUGUUCUUUGAUGGAUCAAGAACCGACACAUUGGCCGGAGCAGGGAUUGUUCUGGAAAACCCAACCGGCGACCGUUUCUCUUACUCUUUCCAACUAGAGUUCAAAUGCACAAACAACCAGGCCGAGUACGAGGCUCUUAUUAUUGGACUCGAAGUCUUAUUGGAAAUGGGCGUGAGGGACGUUCAGAUUCGCGGCGAUUCUCAGCUCGUUAUAAACCAGCUCCAGGAAAAAUAUCGCUGCUUAAGUUGGUUGCUUAUACCAUAUCUGAAUCGCGCUAUUGAGCUUCUGGACCAAUUUGAUGACGUCGGUUUGGAGUAUAUCCCCCGCGAGCGCAAUUUUGCAGCUAACGAGCUCGCUCAACUGGCCACAGGCGUUACGUUGAAAUAUGAAGUUCGCGAGCGUAUUCUGAAAGUUGAGCGUCGCACAUUACCUUCCUGGCUCGAUAGACCUGAUCCACCAGAUGAUCCAGUGAUCGCGGUGCUAGAACCUAUCGAUGUGGAUUGGCGAAUCCCGUUGGUUGAAUACCUCAAGCAACCAGACGCCACCGCUGACAAGAAGAUUUGUUUUCUCGCUCUCAACUACUUCCUGAGAGGUGAUGAGUUGCGACGACAUGGGGAAGAUGGUAUAGACUUUCGGUGUGUCUAUGGCCGUGAAGCAAAACGAUUAAUGCGUGAGAUACACACAGGGAUAUGUGGAGCCCAUCAAGCGGUACCUAAGAUGCGAUGGCUUUUGAGGCGCCAUGGUUAUUAUUGGCCCAGUAUUUUAAAGGAUUGUAUUGCAUUCGCCAAAGGCUGUGAAGAUUGUCAAGCGCACCGUCCAGUCCAGCAUGUUCCUACCAUUCCUAUGCAGCCUAUUAUCAAGCCUUGGCCUGCGUGA
Molecule: messenger RNA, 1833 nt
Organism: Rosa chinensis
Lineage: Eukaryota; Viridiplantae; Streptophyta; Magnoliopsida; Rosales; Rosaceae
Exons: 5
Coding region: 1-1833 (610 amino acids)
Molecular function (GO): nucleic acid binding; RNA-DNA hybrid ribonuclease activity
Source: RefSeq, a predicted model, not a curated record